UGAUGAUGAUUUUGUGUUUGAUGAUUUCGUGUUUGAUGAUUUUGUGUUUGAUGAUGAUUUUGUGUUUGAUGAUUUUGUGUUUGAUGAUGAUUUUGUGUUUGAUGAUUUCAUGUUUGAUGAUUUUGUGUUUGAUGAUGAUUUUGUGUUUGAUGAUUUCGUGUUUGAUGAUUUUGUGUUUGAUGAUGAUUUUGUGUUUGAUGAUUUUGUGUUUGAUGAUGAUUUUGUGUUUGAUGAUUUCGUGUUUGAUGAUUUUGUGAUUUUGAUGAUGAUUUUGUGUUUGAUGAAUUUGUGUUUAAUGAUUUCGUGUAUGAUGAUUGUGUUGCAGUUGGCUCGGCGGUAUGGGGAUGUGUUCAGUCUGUAUAUCGGCAGGAAGCCGGCGGUGGUGCUAUACGGGCUGCGGGCGGUGAAGGAGGCGCUGGUGGUUCGGGGGGUGGAUUUCGCCGGCAGACCUCAGGGGCUCAUGCUGAACCACGUCACCGAGAACAAGGGUCUGAUUAUGGCUAAUUAUGGUUCAGUUUGGAAGGAGCACAGAAGGUUUGCUCUGAUGAGUCUGAAGAACUUCGGUUUGGGGAGGCAGUUUAUGGAGGAGAGAAUUCUGCAGGAGACCAAACACAUCUGCCAACAUCUGCAGAACAGAUCAGGAAAUCUGGUAGAUCCUCAGCCCGUGAUCCACAGCGCUGCGUCCAACAUCAUCAGCUCCAUAUUGUUCGGGACUCGAUAUGAAUAUGAUGAUGAAGUUCUCGCUUUUAUCAUCAACAGCUUUAAAGAAAACGCCAGGAAAGCUAACAGCGCGUGGGCCGUGAUUUAUGAUUCCUUUCCUUUCCUGAGGCACCUGCCGCUGCCGUUUCGGAAAGUGUUUGAGAACUAUGAGGCUCUGAAAUCUCACACCAGGAGGAUCAUCGCCGAUCACAAGAAGAGCAGGACCUCCGGAGAACCGCGGGACAUCAUCGACUGCUACCUCGAUGAAAUGGAAAAGGCGGAUGAGGACACCUCGCUGGACGAGGACAGAUUAGUGAUGUUCCUGCUGGAUCUUCAUUUUGCUGGAACAGACACCACGUCCAACACCGUCCUCACCGCUCUGCUGUACCUCGCCGUGUACAGAGAUAUACAGGCUCUCUGCCAGCAGGAGAUCGACGCUGUACUGCAGGAUAAAGAGCAGGUCUCGUUUGAGGACAGGCAGCAGAUGCCGUUUGUGCAGGCCACCAUCCACGAGCUCCAGCGCCUGGCCAACAUCGCGCCGCUGGGCGUCUUCCAUUCCACCACCAGGAACACGCAGCUAAUGGGCUACGACGUCCCGGAGGGCACGCUGGUGAUUACCAACCUUACAUCUGUUCUGUUUGAGCGCAGUCAGUGGGCACAACCUAAUCACUUCAACCCCUCACACUUCCUGAACCAGCGAGGGGAAUUCAUGAAGCCUGAGGCCUUCCUGGCCUUCUCUGCAGGUCCUCGAGUGUGUCUGGGUGAAGCUCUGGCCCGGAUGGAGCUGUUUCUGAUUCUGGUCACGCUCCUCCGCCGCUUUCACUUGGCGUGGCCCGAGGCCUGCGGGGGUCCCGACCUCCGGCCCGUGUUCGGGGGGAUACAGGCUCCCAGGCCCUACAGCAUCACUGUCACACCGCGGAGAUACCACGGCAACCACGGGGCUUCUGCUGGACACGCCAGCUGAAUUUAAAUCAUAGAGAACUCUGCGUUUUUCUAUUCUGUGAUGGUUAAUAAGUGAGUGUGAGAGAGAGCCUACACUUCAGCAUAAAUAAAAACUCUGUAAGGGUGAUGCUGUAUUAUAUCACUUAAUAAAACUACUAAUGCAUCACCAGGCUCUGUAAACUUUAUCAAGUUAUUAAU
Molecule: messenger RNA, 1839 nt
Organism: Astyanax mexicanus (Mexican tetra)
Lineage: Eukaryota; Metazoa; Chordata; Actinopteri; Characiformes; Acestrorhamphidae
Product: cytochrome P450 2J6-like
Exons: 8
Coding region: 110-1663 (517 amino acids)
Biological process (GO): xenobiotic metabolic process
Cellular component (GO): cytoplasm; intracellular membrane-bounded organelle
Molecular function (GO): oxidoreductase activity, acting on paired donors, with incorporation or reduction of molecular oxygen, reduced flavin or flavoprotein as one donor, and incorporation of one atom of oxygen; iron ion binding; heme binding
Source: RefSeq, a predicted model, not a curated record